Trichoderma harzianum CBS 226.95 is the source of this 4788-nucleotide messenger RNA. RefSeq lists its product as hypothetical. The coding region runs from base 145 to 4581 and encodes 1478 amino acids. The transcript has 4 exons. Gene Ontology annotation, cellular component: Ino80 complex. Gene Ontology annotation, biological process: chromatin remodeling. NCBI's taxonomy places the organism in Eukaryota, Fungi, Ascomycota, Sordariomycetes, Hypocreales, Hypocreaceae. The record is from RefSeq and is a predicted model, not a curated record.
CUGCCGCGACAUCUGUGCGCAGGUGCAAUCACGUGAAUUCAAUUGCAUCCAGGCCGUUUGCAAACAAUUCCAAGUCGGCAGGACAACCAGCUAUCACCACUAUUCACCUGGAAACGUCGUCUCUAUGAAACAUCAUCAUCGGCGAUGGCGUCUGGAGGAGAUUCUGACGAUGAGAUUUCAAUCACAUCCACCGAUGUUGAGAACAGUGAUGAGCUGUUCGCCGACAAGGUCCUGGCGGAAAGGCUCGUUAACGGAGAGCCCCGCUGUCUGAUCCAAUGGAAAGAUCUGCCCAUAGAAGAAGCAACCUGGGAGCCCAGAGAAAACGUAACAGAUGAGCUCAUGGGAAUCUGGGAGAAGAACAAGGCAGACCAAAGAAAUGGACUGGUGCCAAAGUUCAGACUUCAGGAUUGGAAAGAUGCAUUCACGAAGAGCUACGAGUCGAAGCUUGCUCGACACCAUCUUCGCAACAUCGUGCGCGCAAGACGCGGCUAUCCCCAGACGCCAAUGAUGACAAUGAAUGAGUUUCUGCAAUUACUCAGCGAUUAUCCGGAUGAAGAAGAGGAAGAAGCUGGUCAGGCUGGUCCAAGCCUUGCACAAAUAAGCGUGCAGCAAAGCCUAUUAGAGAACCCGCCCGCUUCUCAUACAAAUCAGUCCGCGAUAAUCCCAGAAACUUCGGCAAUAUUGAUUGAAGAUUCUCCUUCUCCCCAAGAAACUAUACAGGAGGGGCUUUUCGGAACACCUGGGCCUGAUGAGACCAGGACGACCAGCCCACCAGAGAAAUUAGCCGUGAACCCCCCGGCUCCGUUAAAGUCAGCAUUAAAGAGUGCCGAGACCACGACACGAGCUUCUGUGAGAUUCAUUCUUCCGCCCGAGGAGACUUCUCGUGAGGUCCCGAGGAGACACAUUCCAUCAAAUCGGGUGGCGGCAGCAAGACCAACAGGGUACGCAAAUGUCUUCGCUGGCGGUCGUACUCGCAAGGGGCGAGGAACCUUGAGCGAAGCAGCGGCAAACCCAGAAGUCAACCCUAAAUUCUUAAAUUCGCGACUCAGAAGGAAGAUAGAGUUACAACGUCGAGAUAGAGAAGGGAUCAAGGCGCCAGCAAGUCAGCCUUCUGAGCUGAUCUCUCUUGAUCACAACAACCCACAACUUAUGCCAUCAGCCAAUGGCUCUAAAGAUGAUGAUCAAACCAACGGGAAACGCAGAUCUCCAACAAAGGGUGUUGCUCACUGGGAAGAUGAACCGAUGGAUAUAGACCCAAGCGAUAGUCUAUUUGUGUCUGAUCAGACUCCUUCACCGGCCCCAGAUGCCUCAGACGACGAAAUGACCCAGCCAGACACUGAUAUUUCCGAAGAGCAGCCGGAAUAUCAAGCAGUGAGCAAAACCGUGCAACUAGGUCCCGAAAAGCUAAAUACUGUUACUCUCUCUUUUGAUGGGAUACCCCAAGAAAGAGGCCUCGCUUGGGCAGACCAGUUUCGUUCAGAUGAGCGGCUCGUCUUCACACAUACUUGCAAUUCUCGGGAUCUCUUCUGCCAGACAGGUUUGAACGGCGGCCUAUCAGUGGUACAAUUAUGCGAAGGCACUGUGGUAUCAUAUACGGAGCUUAACGCCCUCAAAAGCUUGGCGAGCAAUCUAAGACUCGGGUCUCUGGGAUUGCUAAGUUGUAGCGAAAACUUCUGCGUAUACAUGUUCUUCCCUGAAAAUACCGAUGGUCAAGCAACACAAGACUGCGAUGACAUAGUCCUCAAAUACCAUAUUUUCAAGCCAGUUGAUUCCCUGACUCCAUCCAUGCUGGCCUCCGCUUCACAGCUGAUGGUGCCAGACAAGAGCGACAAAGGUUCAGCAUUUUGGUCAAGACCUUUGAAUGAAAUCUUCGGCCAGAAAUAUGAGCAGCUACUCCCCGUUCAUGCAAGAGACGGCGAGAAGCACAACUUCUACUUGGCCUUCCCCAAUCGUGCCGAACAAGAAGCUUUCCUGUUAACUGGGUGGUUGCGAGAUAACCGGAGCGACUGCGAUAUUCGGGUUAGUUACGCAGGAGGUUCUUGGUCUAGUUUCAUAAAACUGCCCAAUGGAGUUGUCAUUAUUCAUGAAGACAUGCUUUGGGCAAUACGAAAGAUCCCCAGAUUGAACGACCUUUUACAUGGGCGCAGAACACACUUUACGUUUUGGACUUUCAGCCGUUCUCUUUUGCCCGUUCAUCCACUAGGUUCUGAGGGCUCGCCAGCGUCCCCCCCGGGCGAUAUCCGCCUUUACCGUGUGUUUGACCCUGGGGCAGCCUUCUUGAUCACGCCUAGCUUCUUGGUCUCGGAGCCAGAGCAUGCAUACUCGUUUUUGAAGUGGUUCUGGAACAAUUACGUCAAAACUUUCGACGUGAGCCGACCCAGGAAGUUGGUUCUGUGCGCAAAGAUUGACGAAUGGAUGAACAACCUAUACCUAGAGCAGACGGCGAUGAGACGCAAGCAUCCGGUUAACGCUUCAGAGGAGGAACUCAGCGCCAAGGGUAUAUCCGACAAGGCAAUAGAAUGUCGGUGGAAGUCUUUCAAACUCAUCCAACAGCUUAUUGCAGAUGCUCCGAACGGAAAUUCUAGAAGUAUUAUCCUCGCGCCCGAAGCAAUAGAUGGUAACGAUGAGCAAAGCUUGGUCAAUUGGUUCGGCGAGUGGUCUACCUUGAAUAUAGAACAGUACCGAAGAUAUACUGUCAUAGGCUGUGGCUGGCAAACCGAAACACGGCGCUCAAGAACGCUUCAGGCACCAAUUUACGAAGACGGCGUCGUGAACGAUCCGGACGAGGCACUGUCAGGGGUCCCAAGCCAACCUGAACCGUUGUCGCCUCCGUCUGGGCCACGAGCAGCUAAAGACGACGAAAGCAAGUACAUAAAAACUCGACUGUUUGAAAUCAUAGAGGAGUUCAAACGAGGGUUAUACACGCCCGUGAAAUUGUACUUGUACCCCGUGGGAUAUUCGACGUCAGAUGUUGGUUUCCGGCUGGGAGACAUCAAACAAAGAUAUUAUACAUAUGAACAGUGGUUUGAAUAUCACUGGAGAGUGUUUAACAUCUCCCACAGAGGACCACUCAAUACAUACGCAGGGCUGUUUUACACCUUUGACGAGCAGCAAGCUUCGUCGCGUACAUUUCACAACGUCCAACGAUCCCCGUGGGCUGCUCUAUUACGUCCGGUCAACCCACAUAUGCGGCCUUGGAAGAAUUUAGAGCUGUUCAUAUGGGACAUUAAUUAUUUAGAAAGCAGCAGGAAAGGCAAAACUUUUUGCUAUGCCGAUCUCCCCGAAGGCCAGCAACGCUUGAUAGACCACAUUCAACAAAGGGCACGAGAUAGACUCCCGCUUGAAAAGGUCUGGGUGGGCGCUGUCGGGGCCAGGCCCAGCGGUGCAUCUGCUCUGAACGUCACAAUACAAUGGCUUGAUAGCGUUUUGACGAUGGUGAAAGACUGGAUACCUGCACCAGCCUACGAAAUAUCCAGUAGGGGAUGGAGUCUUGUCACGCCUGAGAGGUCGUCAGAACAUCGGGAGGACCGCAGCGGCGAGAUUGUGCACGGGAAGCGCAACCGCGGCGGAAAAAAGAGCUAUGUUAUAGAUUCAAGCCCUGAUGACGAAGAAGAGGAGGAAGAGGAGGAAGAAGUAGUAGUAGAAGAUGACGACGAGGAUGAUGAGGAGGAGGAUGACGACGACGAAGAGGACACGAGAGCAGACGAAGAUGAUGAAAUGGAAGAGCUCGGUGACGAAGAUGCUGAAGGUGAAGACGAAAUGGAAGUUGAUGCCGAGGGCGAAGAAGAUGCAGAUGGCGACAUUGACAUGGCCCCGAAGCCUGUUGGCCGCCCCUCAGCAAAGACUUCGAGGAUUACCAAGUCGAGACCCACGGUGAAGGUCACCUCAUCCAGAGUGAAUCGGGAUGAAGAUGAAGAUGAAGACGAGGAAGACGAGGAUGAUGACGACGAGCUUAGCGACCCGGCAGACAGCGACAUAGGCGAUGAUACCAUUGUCUAUGGCAACCAGGACAUGGAAGAUGAAGAUGCCGAAGGAGAAGAAAUCGAAGUUGCUGGAGAUGAGGAGGAGGUUGAGGAAGACGAUGAAAUUGCCAUGCAACAAGAGGCCAAUGGCGAUUCGGAGCUCGAUAGCGAAGAAGGCAGCCGGGCUGAAACGCCAGACCUCGCCAAAAUGACCAAAAGACAGAGGGCCCGGUUUGAGGAUAUACCUCAAGAAUUUAUGAAGUUGCCUGAUGAAAUCCAAGUCAAGAAAGUAUUUACGGCGGAAGAGUUGUCCAUGCGCCGCCAAGAAAUGGCUAGACGGCGACGCAACCUCAGUGAGAAGCGUAAUGAAGAAGUCAAGAUGGAGACAAUCAACAAGCUUCUCAAGAAACAAGCCCCAAAGAUCAACCGUAAAGCAGCUGCCGCCGACGCACAGGAGGGGGACUCGCAAAAAGCCAACCCUAUUUUCAUUCGCUGGGUUAGCAACAAGAGUGGUAACCGCGUUGCCGUCCCAGAGGAGAUCAUUGAAGGGCCUGCCGGUGCCGUGUUUGGAGACAAGGGCAAGCCAUCAUUGGGGAAGCCAGUAGUCGAAGUGGCCUAAAUCAGCCCGCAACGCGCUGAUGGGAUCAGAUAAUAAUAUGAGGAUAUUUCUGGCGCUGUUGAUACUAUUAGGACGACAGGACUGGAAAGAAGGCAAAGGAUGGGCGUACGGGCAAAGGGGUAUGACUAUGAUCUAUAAAGCUGUAUAACAUAUCGGUAAUGCAGACGGUAAUUGAGCGAAUUAUAAUUUGAUGUAUCCUGUUUCCCU